CCCAGAGUCCUUCCCUGUCGCCCCUCCUAGGUGAAACGGGUGCCCCAGAACGAAGGGAAGGGACGCCCCUGACUCUCGUCUCAGCACUUCUGCCCCUUCGCCUUCCCGGCUGUCUUAGCCCCUCCAGGGCCAGGACCCCCUCGGGGGCUCCGACCAGGUCCCUUCCCCCUCUCCACCGCUCCCUCUCUUCCUCGGCCCCCUCCCCUCAGUGGGUCCUCCUCUUUCUCCCUCUCCCUCCUCCUCCCCCUCCCCAUCCCUUCCCCCCCACAAUGCAGUUCGCGGCGCGGCGGACAUGGCGGUGGAGUCCUGAGCUCGUCGUGUCCCGGCCUCCAGUGGCGGCGGCAGCGGCAGCGGCAGCGGGAGGCGGAGGGGGAGCGGGAGCCACUGAGAUGAGGAGGCGCCGCGCGCGCCUGUAGCUCGCGGGCCUCGCAGUUUGCUUGCCUUAACUGGAUUUGGAGCACUCAAACUACUGGAACUCUGCCAUUUUACAGUAUUACAAUUGGAACCAAGCAAGUUUUUAAAUAAUGGAAACGCCUAAGACCUCUAAAAGUGAAAAUCAUGAACCAAAGAAUGUUAUUUGUGAAGAAAACAAACCAGUUAAAGUUGUAACUAAUCAAACCUUGAAAGCUAGAAAUGAUAAAUCCAUAAAAGAAAUUGGGAGCAGUUCUCCAAAUAGAAAUAGUAAUAAAAAAACCAAACAAAAUGAUAUUUGUGUAGACAAAACAGAAUUUAAAUCAUGGAAAGUAAAUGCUGCCAGUAUUCCAGGUCCUAAAGAUUUGGGAUUAGUUCUUCGAGAUCAAAGUCAUUGCAAAGCAAAAAAAUUACCAAAUUCACCCAUGAAAGCUGAAAAGAUAACUACUUCUACUUCACAGGCAAAAUUAGAAAAAGUACCCAAUUUACAGGCAAAAGCAGAAAAAGCACCAAAGUCACCUAAUUUACUAGUGAAGGCAGAAAAAAUACCCUGCUCAUCUGCAGCAACAGUAGCAGUAGCAGCAGCAGCAGCAAAGGCACUUAGUUCACAGAGGAAAGGAGAAAAAUCUAGUUCUCAGAUGAAAUCAGAAAAGGUGGCCUGUGUGAGUUCAGCAGACUCAGAAAAGGUGUCCAAUUCACAGUUUAAAGAAAAGAGACAAAUGGAAUUACAACAAACUGGAAAAAAAUUUCCAAACUCCUUUACUUCUGUGAACAAAGUGAAUAAUGAAACUAUACAGAGAGAAAAAUCUGCUCUGGAGAAAUUACCACAAUCUCAGAAGCAACAAACUCGAACAGAUAAUAAUGGUGAUUCUGAUGAUAGUGCUUCAGGAAUUGAAGAUGUAUUGGAUGAUUCAAGGAAAACGAAGAAUGAUGAAUGUAAUAAAGAAAACUCUUCAGAGAUGGAUUAUUUAGAAAAUGCUACUGUGAUAGAUGAAUCUACAUUAACACCUGAGCAAAGGCUAGGCUUAAAACAAGCAGAAGAACGUUUAGAAAGAGAUCACAUCUUUCGUCUUGAGAAACGAUCACCAGAGUAUACCAAUUGUCGAUACUUAUGCAAACUUUGCUUAAUUCACAUUGAAAACAUCCAGGGAGCUCAUAAACAUAUAAAAGAGAAACGACAUAAGAAAAAUAUUUUGGAAAAACAGGAAGAAAGUGAGCUUCGUUCUCUGCCCUCUCCUUCCCCUGCUCACUUGGCUGCUUUAAGUGCUGCAAUUGUUGAAGUAGCAAAAGAACAAGGAAUAACCAACGAGGACCUCAAAGCCCGGCAGGAAAUUGUGGAGGAAAUGUCAAAGGUUAUAACUGUCUUUUUGCCAGAAUGUUCACUUAGGUUGUACGGUUCUUCUUUGACUAAAUUUGCUCUAAAAAGUAGUGAUGUGAAUAUAGAUAUAAAAUUUCCUUCCACGAUGAAUCAUCCAGAUCUUCUGAUACAAGUGCUUGGAAUUUUAAAAAAAAAUGUAUUAUAUGUAGAUGUGGAAUCUGAUUUUCAUGCUAAAGUUCCUGUUGUGGUCUGCAAAGAUCGGAAAAGUGGUUUACUUUGUAGAGUGAGUGCGGGAAAUGACACAGCGUGUCUCACUACUGAUUUACUUGCUGCUCUUGGCAAAAUAGAACCUCUCUUUACUCCCUUGGUUGUAGCCUUUCGAUACUGGGCUAAGUUGUGCUAUAUUGACUCCCAAACCGAUGGUGGAAUCCCUUCUUACUGUUUUGUUUUAAUGGUGAUGUUUUUUCUACAACAAAGAAAACCCCCUAUUCUUCCUUGCUUACUUGGAAGUUGGAUUGAAGGCUUUGACCCAAAAAGAAUGGAUGACUUUCAGCUGAAGGGCAUAGUAGAAGAGAAGUUUGUGAAGUGGGAAUAUAAGUCAAGUAGUGGAACUGAGAAAAACUCAAUUGCUGAGGAAAACAAAGCUAAGGCAGACCAACCAAAAGAUGAUACCAAGAAGACAGAAACAGACAACCAAAGUAAUGCCAUGAAGGAAAAACAUGGCAAAUCUCCUUUAACAUUGGAAACACCAAAUCAGGUACCCCUGGGACAGUUAUGGCUAGAGCUGCUAAAAUUUUACACACUGGAUUUUGCUUUGGAGGAGUAUGUCAUAUGUGUACGAAUACAAGAUAUUUUAACAAGAGAGAACAAAAACUGGCCAAAAAGGCGAAUAGCCAUUGAAGAUCCAUUUUCAAUCAAGAGGAAUGUUGCACGGAGCCUAAACAGCCAACUUGUUUAUGAAUACGUUGUGGAGAGAUUCAGGGCAGCUUAUCGUUAUUUUGCCUGUCCUCAGAGGAAGGGUGGAAAUAAGACUACAGUGCACUUCAAGAAAAAAGAGAAGGGGAAAAUAAACAAUAAGAAACCAGUGAAGUCUGACAAUGUCGUGACCAGCUGUUCUGUUCUACUUGGGGAAAGCACAGAAAAAAUAAAUACAGAAAGAGGUCAAUCUGAUAAACAUGAUGAUGUGGAAUGUACAUCACAGAGAUGUAUUAUUAUUGACAAUGGCCAUUUGUUGGUAAAUGAACUAGGUUUGGCUGACCACAGACGGGAAUCUUCAUCUCUUUCUGUUGCCAAUGAAGACACUGAAUUAGAGCCAAAAUCAGUGAAGAAGAGAGAUGGCUUAGUGCCUUCAGAAACUUGUUUUAAGAAAGAGUUCAGCCAGUGUAAUUGCAUUGGGUCUGCUGAUCUAGAUGAGUCUGCUGGAACAGACUGCAGGUCAAAUUUAGAAAUAGAGAAUUCACACCAGAUUAUGUGCAUCGACACACCUGCUACCUCUUGCUACUGUAAAGCUACAGAAGCUUCUGACCUUAAUGAUGAUGAUAACCUACCGUCCCAGGAAUUAUAUUAUGUAUUUGAUAAGUUUAUUUUGACCUCUGGCAAGCCGCCAACAAUAGUAUGCAGCAUCUGCAAAAAGGAUGGUCAUUCAAAGAAUGAUUGCCCCGAGGAUUUCAGGAAAAUUGAUCUAAAACCUCUACCACCAAUGACAAGCCGAUUUCGGGAAAUACUUGAUUUAGUAUGUAAAAGAUGUUUUGAUGAAUUAUCACCACCUUUCUCUGAACAGUACAACAGGGAGCAAAUUUUAAUUGGCUUGGAAAAGUUUAUUCAAAAAGAAUAUGAUGAAAAAGCAAGGUUGUGCUUAUUUGGCUCUUCAAAAAAUGGAUUUGGAUUUCGUGAUAGUGAUCUGGAUAUUUGUAUGACCCUGGAAGGCCAUGAAAAUGCAGAGAAGUUAAAUUGUAAGGAAAUAAUUGAAAACUUGGCGAAAAUUCUUAAGCGACAUCCAGGUUUAAGAAACAUUUUGCCUAUAACUACUGCCAAAGUGCCUAUUGUAAAAUUUGAACACAGGCGAAGUGGCUUAGAAGGUGAUAUCAGUUUAUAUAAUACAUUGGCCCAACAUAAUACAAGAAUGUUAGCUACUUACGCAGCUAUUGAUCCUAGAGUACAGUACUUGGGAUAUACUAUGAAAGUGUUUGCUAAGGUAUUUNAUGGAAAACAGAUUCCACAAAGAAUGGUUGAUGGAUGGAAUGCCUUCUUCUUUGAUAAAACAGAAGAACUGAAAAAGCGUUUACCUUCACUUGGAAAGAACACAGAAUCAUUAGGUGAACUUUGGUUGGGAUUGCUUCGCUUCUAUACUGAAGAGUUUGAUUUCAAGGAAUAUGUAAUUAGUAUUCGUCAGAAAAAGCUGUUGACAACUUUUGAAAAGCAGUGGACAUCUAAAUGCAUUGCAAUUGAAGACCCUUUUGACUUGAAUCAUAACCUUGGUGCUGGAGUUUCUAGAAAAAUGACCAAUUUCAUCAUGAAGGCAUUUAUCAAUGGAAGGAAACUUUUUGGCACCCCUUUUUAUCCACUCAUUGGCAGAGAAGCUGAAUACUUCUUUGAUUCAAGAGUAUUAACAGAUGGAGAAUUGGCUCCUAAUGAUCGGUGUUGCCGUGUUUGUGGAAAAAUAGGCCAUUACAUGAAAGACUGCCCUAAAAGGAAAAGCACUUUCCUGUUUAGAUUAAAGAAGAAAGACAGUGAAGAAGAGAAAGAAGGGAAUGAGGAAGAGAAUGACUCCCGGGACAUCCAUGACACUCGAGACUUUAGAGACCCAAGAGACCUCAGGUGUUUUAUAUGUGGAGAUGCAGGACAUGUACGAAGGGAGUGCCCAGAGGUUAAGCUAGCCCGUCAGCGAAAUAGCGGUGUGGCAGCAGCCCAGCUGGUCCGAAAUCUUGUAAAUGCCCAGCAGGUAGCUGGUUCAGUCCAGCAACAAGGGGAUCAGUCUGUAAGGACUAGACAGUCUUCAGAAUGUUCUGAUUCACCAUCUUAUUCUCCUCAGCCCCAGCCAUUUGCACAGAACCCUUCCCAAUCAGCUGCUGUUACCCAGCCUCCACCCAAGUCAGGAUCCCAACCUAAGCUUGGCCCACCUCAGCAGGGAGCGCAGGCUUCCCAUCAGGUCCAGAUGCCCAUGUAUAACUUUCCCCAGUCACCACCAGCUCAGUAUUCUCCCAUGCACAAUAUGGGAUUGUUGCCAAUGCACCCUCUCCAAAUCCCUGCCCCAUCUUGGCCCAUUCAUGGCCCAGUAAUCCACUCUGCACCAGGCAGUGCCCCCAGCAGUAUUGGCCUCAAUGAUCCUAGCAUCAUUUUUGCACAGCCUGCUGCCAGACCCAUGGCAAUCCCUAGCUCCUCUCAUGAGGGGCACUGGCCUCGAACUGUGGCUCCAAAUUCCCUGGUGAACAACGGUGCAGUGGGGAAUUCAGAGCCAGGCUUUCGAGGACUCAAUCCUCCAAUUCCUUGGGAACAUGCACCACGCCCCCAUUUCCCCCUUGUCCCAGCUUCGUGGCCUUAUGGUUUGCAUCAAAACUUCAUGCAUCAGGGAAAUACAAGAUUUCAGCCCAACAAACCUUUCUAUACUCAAGCUGGUCUACCGAUCCACAGCAACCAGCCAAUCCUGCUGUCUCAAGGGUAUCCGUACCUCAAUGUCAGUUACAUUCAGCAGAAAAAGUGACAUUUAAUGGAAAGCAAAACAAAUCAGGUCUUGGUUUAAAAUUUUAACACGUUUAGAUAGCUUAUUUAAAUUCUAAGACUGUUUUUAAGCUGUAUUAUUUGUAUAUAAAUAUGAAGUAUAGUUUUUACUAGUAUCACUAGUUGAGUGAUACAAAUUUCAUCUAUUUUAUUACCCUAUUUUUAAGGGAAUUUUAUGUUUUGUUUAACCUUGAUGAAUUGUAUAAAGAGAGAAUUUAAAAAUUACAUUCUUUAUUUUCUAUUAGCUGUAUUCAUACUUUGGUUGCUUCAGACUUUAUAUAUAUUGUUCUUAAGAAUUAGGAAAGAAUUUCAUGUGUUUUAAAUUUGUCUCUUCUAUUCUUUACCGAACCUUGUAGUGCCAAAAACUUUUUAAAAGGUAAAAAAAAAAAAAAAAAAGAAACAACAUGAAGAUUAAAAAAAAUUUUUUACAUACUUGUAUAUUUGAACAUACUCAAAUGUGAACAGAAAGUUGCUUUUGCCUGUAUUUGCAGUUCUAU
This is a messenger RNA of Octodon degus (degu), 5943 nucleotides long. RefSeq names its product zinc finger CCHC-type containing 11 (gene Tut4). NCBI's taxonomy places the organism in Eukaryota, Metazoa, Chordata, Mammalia, Rodentia, Octodontidae. Bases 525 to 5429 code for a protein of 1634 amino acids. The transcript is spliced from 29 exons. Gene Ontology annotation, molecular function: zinc ion binding; nucleic acid binding; RNA uridylyltransferase activity. The record is from RefSeq and is a predicted model, not a curated record.